Hansenula anomala is the source of this 1116-nucleotide messenger RNA. RefSeq names its product complex I NDUFA9 subunit family protein. Bases 1 to 1116 code for a protein of 371 amino acids. Gene Ontology annotation, molecular function: protein-containing complex binding. The record is from RefSeq and is a predicted model, not a curated record. Lineage: Eukaryota; Fungi; Ascomycota; Saccharomycetes; Phaffomycetales; Wickerhamomycetaceae. The transcript has a single exon. Gene Ontology annotation, cellular component: mitochondrion.
AUGUUGAGGAAUUCAUUGGCAAAGGGAAGAUUCAUCCAAGUGAGAUUCCAAUCCUCUCAAAUCUUGAAGAGUGAUAUCAACAUCACCAGAACUGGUGAUGUUAAAAUUGCUGUUGGCCAUAAUGGUCGUUCCUCAAGAACUGGUUAUACAGCAACAGUGUUUGGUGCUCCUGGGUUUGUUGGACGUUAUUUAACUUCUAAGCUAGCUAAAAAUGGUACAAUCACUGUUGUUCCAUAUAGAGAUGACCUCAAGAGAAGAUUCUUAAAAGUUCCUGGUGAUUUAGGUGUUGUUAAUUUUGUUGAAUUUGAUGUUAGAAAUUUAGAAUCAAUCAAAGAAGCGGUCAAGUAUUCAGAUAUUGUUUAUAAUUUAAUCGGUGUUGAUUAUGAUACAAGAAAUUUCAAGAUGGCUGAUGUUAACAUUGAAGCUGCCAAACGUAUUGCACAAGCAACAAAAGAUGCCGGUGUUCCAAGAUUUAUCCAUGUUAGUUCUCAUAAUGCCAACCCAAAAUCAGAUUCAAUCUUCUUUGCUACAAAAGGGCUGGGAGAACAAGCUGUUCGUGAAAUUUAUCCUGAUGUUACUAUUGUUAGACCAGCUCCAUUAUAUGGUAGAGAAGAUAGAUUGUUAAGUAUCUUGGCAGAUGUUAAAUUGGUUUGGACUGUUAACAAUAAUUUGGAAACAAUUUAUCCAGCACAUGCUUUAGAUGUUGCAACUGCCUUGGAAAGAAUUGGUUUCGAUGAUUCAACUGUGGGUCAAACUUUUGAAUUGUUUGGUAAUGAAAGAUAUAGUAUUCGUGAAAUCAGAAAUAUGAUUGAACCUGUCACUAAGAAAGACUAUAUUAAUGUCAAUCUUCCAAAAGGUCUUGCUCUAGGAUUGGCAAAAUAUUUACCAAACUUUAUAUGGCCAAAUACUGAUCAAAUAGAAAAACAAUUCAUCAAUCAAGAAAUUGAUCCAACUGCAAAGACUUUUGCUGAUUUGCAAAUCAUUCCUGAUAGAUUAGAAGAUCUUGUUUUCCGUUACACUCAUGACAGAAGAAACUAUUUACAUGCUCAAGAUUUACCACCUACUGAAAAGGAGAUUCAAGAAAAGAGAAAGUAUGUUACUGUUCUUGAUGCUUGA